Chenopodium quinoa (quinoa) is the source of this 2606-nucleotide messenger RNA. Its product is annotated as CSC1-like protein At1g32090. Lineage: Eukaryota; Viridiplantae; Streptophyta; Magnoliopsida; Caryophyllales; Amaranthaceae. Gene Ontology annotation, cellular component: plasma membrane. Gene Ontology annotation, molecular function: calcium-activated cation channel activity. Bases 1 to 2370 code for a protein of 789 amino acids. The transcript is spliced from 11 exons. The record is from RefSeq and is a predicted model, not a curated record.
AUGGCUACACUUUCAGACAUUUCAGUUUCAGCAUUCAUAAACAUAAUCACUGCUUUUGCUUUCUUGCUUGCAUUUGCACUUCUCAGAAUUCAACCCAUAAAUGACAGGGUUUACUUCCCUAAAUGGUAUUUUAAAGGCCAAAGAAAAGACCCUGCUUCUACUAAUUUUGUGGGUAAAUUUGUUAAUCUUAAUUUCAAAACUUAUUUUACUUUUCUCAAUUGGAUGCCUGAGGCUCUCAGAUUGUCUGAAACUGCGCUUAUUCAACAUGCUGGCCUUGAUUCUGCUGUUUUUCUCCGGAUUUAUACUCUUGGCUUGAAAAUUUUUCUGCCUAUGAUGAUUUUAGCACUUGUGGUACUUGUACCAGUCAAUGUAUCGGGAGGAACAUUGUUUUUUCUGCGGAAAGAAUUGGUCACGAGUGAUAUUGACAAGCUUUCAAUAUCAAAUGUGCCUCCUAGAUCAUAUAGGUUCUUUGUGCAUAUUGCAAUGCAAUAUCUGUUUACAUUUUGGACUUGCUUCAUGCUUUACAAGGAAUAUGAUACAGUUGCAUCCAUGAGAUUACAAUUUUUGGCUUCCCAGCAAAGGCGUGCAGAGCAAUAUACGGUAUUAGUCAGAAAUGUGCCACGUGCUUCAGACCGUUCAAUCUCAGAUUCUGUUGAUAGUUUUUUCAAGAAAAAUCACCGAAAUACCUACCUCUGCCACCAGGCUGUAUACAAUGCAAACAAAUUUGCCAAACUUGUGAGGCAACGGGAUAAACUCAAAAAUUGGCUGGAUUACAACCAGCUUAAGUUUGAAAGAAAGCCAGAAAAAAGGCCAACAACCAAGACAGGAUUUCUUGGUCUUUGGGGAGAAAAAGUUGAUUACAUUGACUAUUACAAAGAGAAAUUGAAGCAGUUAGAGAAAAAAAUGACAAUGGAGCGUCAGAGAAUUCUCGAUCAUCAAAAGUCUGUCUUGCCAGUUGCUUUUGUUUCUUUCAAUUCACGGUGGGGUGCAGCUGUAUGUGCACAGACAGAACAGAGUAAAAAUCCUACAUUGUGGUUGACUAGCUGGGCUCCUGAACCUCGUGAUGUUUAUUGGCGCAACCUAGCCAUACCGUUUGUUUCUCUCACAAUUCGUAAACUUGUGAUUGGGAUAGUUGUUUUUGCCUUGGUUUUUUUCUACAUGAUACCCAUUGCUUUUGUGCAAUCUCUUGCAAAUCUUGAAGCUCUGGAAAGAGUUGUUCCUUUCCUGAAGCCUGUCAUAGAAAUGAAAAUCAUAAAGUCUUUUCUACAGGGUUUCGUUCCUGGUCUAGCACUUAAGAUCUUCUUGUACAUUCUUCCAGCUCUUUUGAUGCUUAUGUCAAAGAUAGAAGGACACGUGGCUUACUCUAAACUAGAGCGUAGAGCUGCAGCAAAGUACUACUAUUUCAUGUUGGUGAAUGUAUUUUUGGGAAGUAUAGUGACUGGAACAGCUUUCGGGCAACUUGAUGCUUUCAUCCACCAACCACCUAGCCAGAUUCCAAGAAAUAUUGGCGUAUCAAUACCAAUGAAGGCUACCUUUUUCAUUACAUAUAUAAUGGUGGAUGGUUGGGCUGGCAUUGCCAGUGAGAUUCUCCGAUUGAAGCCACUUGUCAUUUUCCAUUUGAAAAACAUGUUUAUAGUUAAAACUGAGCGAGAUAAAGAUAGGGCCAUGGAUCCUGGUAGUAUCGAUAUUCCAGAGACUCUUCCGACCCUGCAGCUUUACUUCCUUCUUGGUGUUGUCUACGCUGUGGUUACUCCUAUACUACUGCCAUUUAUAAUCGUGUUCUUUCUCUUUGCUUUCCUCGUGUACCGUCAUCAGAUAAUCAAUGUGUAUAAUCAACGAUACGAAAGUGCUGGUGCAUUUUGGCCACAUGUUCACACCCGCAUUAUUGCUAGCCUUUUGAUAUCACAGUUGCUUUUGAUGGGUCUUCUCAGCACAAAAAAGGCUGCGAAUUCAACUCCAUUUCUUAUCAUUCUACCUAUAAUGACCUUUGCAUUCCACAGAUAUUGCAAGAGUCGUUUUGAGCCCGCAUUUAACAAAUACCCUCUUGAGGAAGCGACAGAAAAGGACGAGCAAGAGCACACUGAAGGAGCUGAACAAGCCCUAAAGCCCUACCUCGCCGAUGCCUAUUUGCAUCCAAUCUUCCAUACCUUUGAGGAAGUUGAGUUUGAUGAGGUCAAAGUUGAUGAAGUUCGAGUUGACAAGCACCAAGCACACGUCUCAAGCCCCCCGACUCAAGUAGAAGAAAUCUCUGCUUCCUCUCCUCCACAACCGCCUCAAUAUUACAGUUACGAUCAUGAUUUUCAUUCUUACAAUUAUUACCAUCAUCAUGAGGUGCAGUCUUCCCAGUACGAGUAUCACUAUCAGGGUUAAUCCCAGAAAGCUGCUUAACCAAGAGAGCACUGACAAUUCAAUUUUAGCUCUUAGUUUCAACUAAGGUUUUAUUAAUGUAUUUUCGCCUUCCUCACUCGGCGUAGCUUUGUAGAUUCUGAUCUAGUUACCAACAGUGUACAUACUUUUUAGUAAUGGUCAUUCACUAAGGCUUGAACCCUUUAUGUAUGACUUCAACCAUUAAUACGAGUGCUUAUUUAGCAAGGUUUCAAAUUUCC